Molecule: messenger RNA, 841 nt
Organism: Pygoscelis adeliae (Adelie penguin)
Lineage: Eukaryota; Metazoa; Chordata; Aves; Sphenisciformes; Spheniscidae
Gene: TNNI2
Product: troponin I type 2 (skeletal, fast)
Exons: 8
Coding region: 143-694 (183 amino acids)
Biological process (GO): muscle contraction
Cellular component (GO): troponin complex
Source: RefSeq, a predicted model, not a curated record
AUUUUCUGCUGAGCCACCCGAGAAGCCCUUUUAUACCUCCUCACUCAGCCAGCUGCCUGCGGCUCGCCAGUCCGUCCUGUCCAGCCAGCGGCACUUUCUGGUUUUCUCCUCCAGACUUGGGCUCACAACCAUCUAAAGCAAGAUGUCUGAUGAAGAGAAAAAAAGGAGGGCAGCCACUGCCCGCCGGCAGCACCUGAAGAGUGCUAUGCUCCAGCUUGCUGCCACCGAAAUAGAAAGAGAAGCAGCUGCUAAAGAAGUGGAAAAGCAAAACUACCUGGCAGAGCAUUGCCCACCUCUGUCGCUCCCAGGAUCCAUGCAGGAACUUCAGGAGCUGUGCAAAAAGCUUCAUGCCAAGAUAGAGUCAGUGGAUGAGGAGAGGUAUGACACAGAGGUGAAGCUACAGAAGACUAACAAGGAGCUGGAAGACUUGAGCCAGAAGCUCUUUGAUCUGCGGGGCAAGUUCAAGAGGCCACCCCUGCGCAGGGUGCGCAUGUCCGCUGAUGCGAUGCUGCGGGCCCUGCUGGGCUCCAAGCACAAGGUCUGCAUGGACCUCCGAGCCAACCUGAAGCAAGUCAAGAAGGAGGACACCGAGAAGGAGAAGGACCUCCGCGAUGUCGGUGACUGGAGGAAGAACAUCGAGGAGAAGUCCGGCAUGGAGGGCAGGAAGAAGAUGUUUGAGGCUGGCGAGUCCUAAGCACCUGCCCCUCCACACCUGUCCUCCACUCCCUCCUGUCCCCGCUGUCCCCCCAGGCUCAAGGGCACCGACUGGGUGCCAUUUCUCUCUGGUUUUGCAAAGAGCUGCGUCCUGGCAGCAGCGGUGUAAAUAAAGCUUUGGCGGGAG